This is a messenger RNA of Pseudopipra pipra, 778 nucleotides long. RefSeq names its product sericin-1-like. The record is from RefSeq and is a predicted model, not a curated record. Bases 27 to 608 code for a protein of 193 amino acids. NCBI's taxonomy places the organism in Eukaryota, Metazoa, Chordata, Aves, Passeriformes, Pipridae. The transcript has a single exon.
UUCUUUGCCGUGGCACUCACUCAAAGAUGAGUCUUCCCAGCAGGUCUCCAAGGAUGUGCUCCCGCCAGGACAAAGACCAGUGCCACCAGCAGGAACGAUCCUCCUGCCACAGCAGCGAAGGGUGUCACAGGAGCAGCGGAUCCGGAUGCCACGGGAGCAGUGGUGGAUCUGGAUGCCACAGGAGCAGUGGAUCCGGAUGCCAUGGGAGCAGUGGUGGAUCUGGAUGCCACAGGAGCAGUGGAUCUGGAUGCCAUGGCAGCAGUGGUGGAUCUGGAUGCCAUGGGAGCAGUGGUGGAUCCGGGUGCCACAGGAGUAGUGGAUCCGGAUGCCAAGGGAGCAGUGGAUCUGGAUGCCACAGGAGCAGUGGUGGAUCCUGCCAUGGGAGCAGUGGAUCCGGAUGCCAUGGCAGCAGUGGUGGAUCUGGAUGCCACAGGAGCAGUGGUGGAUCCUGCCAUGGGAGCAGUGGAUCUGGAUGCCAUGGCAGCAGUGGAUCUGGAUGCCAUGGCAGCAGUGGAUCUGGAUGCCAUGGCAGCAGUGGUGGAUCCUGCCAUGGAAACACCCAGGAGUGCCAGCAGCAAAUCUACCAAGUGUCCUCGAAGAUGAAGUGAUCAGACCCUCAUCUGCAGGUGAUCCAGGCAUGUGCUCGACCCUGUGCCCAGUUCAGAAAGCUUUGCAUGUCCCCAGCAAUUCCCAAAGAAAAUGUCUCCUCCCCCUCCCCUGGUGAGUCCUGUGACCUCUCCUGGGCUUUGUCUCUGGGUGCUGAAAUAAACUCUCUGUU